Messenger RNA from Haliotis rubra (blacklip abalone), 2263 nucleotides. Its product is annotated as amyloid beta A4 precursor protein-binding family B member 1-interacting protein-like. Bases 243 to 1145 code for a protein of 300 amino acids. The record is from RefSeq and is a predicted model, not a curated record. The transcript is spliced from 5 exons. NCBI's taxonomy places the organism in Eukaryota, Metazoa, Mollusca, Gastropoda, Lepetellida, Haliotidae.
CAACGGUUACUCUGGUUGUGAUAAGUGUCUUCAAAAUGGUAGAUGGUUAAACAAGAUGACAUUCCCAGAAACAAAAGCACCUCUAAGAACUGAUCUUCAAUUUGAUGAAAUGGCUGAUGAAGAGCAUCAUUUAUUCAGAUCACCACUGAAUCAAUUAUCAAUAGGUAUGGUUACCCAGUUUCCACUUGAUUAUAUGCAUUUGGUCUGCCUAGGUGUCAUGAAAAAAACUGUUGUUUUUAUGGAUGAAGGGUCCCGUUUCUGUAGGAUGUAGAAUUGGAGCAACUGCAAUAAACAAACUGUCAGAUAAGCUAACUCUGUAUUCAAAAUACAUCCCAAGGGAGUUCUGUAGAAAAGGGAGAUCUCUCAGGGAAAUAGACAGAUGGAAAGCAACAGAAUAUAGAUUAUUCUUAUUAUAUACUGGGCCGGUUGCCCUAAAUGAUAUUUUGUGCAAUGCCGUGUACUUAAAUUUUCUGCUUCUUUUUGUCGGUAUUACCUGUUUAGCAACCCCGCUACUAGUUCCAAAUUAUUGCGAUUAUGCCAAAGACAAUUUGUGUCUUUUUGUUGAACAUUUUUCGCGUCUUUAUGGCAAUGAUAUGGUUGUUUAUAACCUGCAUGGUUUGGUACAUCUAUCACAGGAUGUAAAAAGGUUUGGUCCCUUGGACAAUUUUUCAUCUUUUCCUUUUGAAAGCUUCUUAGGCAAAUUAAAAAAGCUACUUCGAACACCAAAGUGCCCCCUUCAGCAGAUAAUAAGACGUUUAGGUGAAAGUCAGGUACCUCUUCACAAAGGUAAACAUGUUUCUGAGAAUCAAGGUGUAAAGUUUGAACAUUCAGAUGGACCUAUUUUAUCUAAUUUAGGAUACGUGACACAAUAUAAAGAAAUCCACAUGGACCGAUUCUUUUUGUCAAAAUCAAUUGGAAAUAGCUGUGUUAGUAUUAACAAUGAAGUUGUGAUAAUAAAAAAUAUUGUACAGAAUGCAAACAAAGAUAUUUUAAUCAUAUAUGCUAAGUUCCUAUCCAAAAAAGAUUUCUUCACUUAUCCACUUAAAUCGUCUUCUAUUGGAAUUUUUAAAGUUUCACAUUUAAGUGACCAUCUGUACGUUGGGGGGGGUAUCACAAAUUCAAAAGAAAUAUGUUAUCUUACCUGAAAAAGAAUCAUUUAUUGUACUUCCUUUGCUGCAUCUAAACAUUCAGUAAAGUGUGUAUGUUGUUUCAUUGGUACAGAAAACAGUGACAUGAUACUGCUAAUUCUAUACACAACCUUUUUAACAGUAAAGAUGCUAUUCUAAUCUGUAAAUUCAAGCGACAAGUGCUUUAUAACAGGAAAUGUACCACAUAGUCAAGUUCCAAAAGACUAAUGAAGUGGGGAUUGUGCCACACACUUGGCUCCACGGAAGAGAGUACUGCUUUUGGCCCAAGUUCAAAAACAGUAACCAACUGGACAAGGGAGUGAAGACCUGCUGCCUCCCAGACAAGGAUACAUGGAAACUGUAUACCAUCACAGUCAUGUACAGUAGUGAAUCGUAUGACAAGGUGAGGAGAAAACUACCCCUGGCAACUGAUAUGUCUAACCUCGACACGGAGGCAGAGGAUGAUAGAGAGUCAAGGAAAAGAAGACCAACUGGCAGGUACUUGAGUUCUAGCUCCAGCUCAAGUGAUGAGGAGACACAAGUGGCAAAGAGCAAGGAGUCACGAGUGUCAAAGUCCUCUGUGCCCAUGCCACCUUCUCCACCUCGCCUUAGAGUUUCUCCCCAGCCGCCUUCUCCUCCUCGCCUUCCAGUCUCUCUACCUGUGGCAAUGUCUCCACCCCUACCUACACUGUCGGUCCCGACCAGCCCACGGCGAUCCCCCAGGCGACGGAUCUUACCCGAACCAUCUCCAUUGCUGUCCCGACAGGAUGUAUGGAGGCCCAGUCACUCACCAAGUUCAACAGUGGGGGGCAACUAGAGGGGAAGUUGUUGAACUUGUAAAGAUCGUGGAAUCAAAUCGAGCAGUGGCUCUUGAAAAUCAGAAGCUGCUUCACCAGGUCCUGAGAAUUCUACAGUCUGGCUCCUCGGACUUGACACCAGCUGAGGAGUUGCAUCUCCCCCCUCAAAACCAUCGAGGAACUGAGGGAAACUAAUACUUCUCUGGAGGAUUCCUCCAGAUUGAGAUCAGCGGUUGGGCAACUCGGAGUGGCAGGAGGCGUGUCAACAGGAGACACAAUACGCAGAGUUUUGUCAAUGCUAAUGACAAACUCGGUCGCCAAGCAGGUGAAUUGGGAAGG